Messenger RNA from Ctenopharyngodon idella (grass carp), 2293 nucleotides. RefSeq names its product Sp6 transcription factor (gene sp6). Gene Ontology annotation, molecular function: RNA polymerase II cis-regulatory region sequence-specific DNA binding; DNA-binding transcription factor activity, RNA polymerase II-specific. The record is from RefSeq and is a predicted model, not a curated record. Lineage: Eukaryota; Metazoa; Chordata; Actinopteri; Cypriniformes; Xenocyprididae. Gene Ontology annotation, biological process: regulation of transcription by RNA polymerase II.
UGUGUGGUUAGAGCUGAGGUGUGUGUUUUGAGAUCACAGAUGCAUUAAGGUGGCGUCUAACUUGUCGACUCAAAACAACUUAAUUGUGGUUGGUGAGUCUCACUUGGUGCUGAAAUCUCGCCUUCUUCAAUCCGAUCCGGAAUGAUUCUGCCUGAUUAAACCCGCAUCUCAGAUUCCCGUUCUGCUGCUGUAACCGACUCAAUCAGGACGUGAGGAUCUUUACACUUUACAUUGAACGUGUUUAUGUAGAACGCAGCUUUAGUGAGAAAGAAACAAGUCAGUGCAGGUGAACUGGAUGAUUGUGUUUGUGUUUUGAACUGAAAAGUUUGGUUCACAUCCGAGCAGAACAGUGUGAAAGAAGCUCACUGGUCAGCGAGAAUUGAUUUCAGACACUAGAUCUAGACUAGCAGGUGUUAUUAUGGCCGCGCCAACUCCCUGGGAUGAUGUAAAAGAAGCUCAGAUGUGUAUUAGAGGUUGGUGCGUUCAUGCGGCUUUGCAGACGCUGACAAUCAAACCGCGGCUUCGCUCACCCGGAACACAGAGGCAGCACUUCCAGUCGUCUUUCUGUUCUGAUCAAAACUUCAUUUGCAGAAAGAGAGCGGGACAAACAGUCUCAAAGUACAAACAACAAUGAAUAAAAUGUGCACAAAAAUAAAUAAAUGGACAAACAUGAGAAAAUACAACCGCCUAAGUUGUGCUAGAGCAGCAGUACUAUCGGACCAGGACUGUAAUGGCACUGUGCACGCAAUGACAUAUGACAGACUAACAGAUAUUAACUCUGAGUUUAUGUGUUUCUACUUCCAAUCUGCAGUUAAAGCAGCUGACAAGAUAUUUAUUUUAACCAAAUUUUGCCUCGUCUUUGCCCACGUCUCCUUCAUGAAGAAAGUUCAAGAUGGUGGUUCAAAAAUGUUGAUUAUAAAGCAAUAGUGUCUUGUACAUGAAUUGUCAUGUGACUAACGACGGCAGAAUCAUUGAUGAAUCAUUCAGAAUGAUCUGUUUGUGUGUGUGGUUUUCUGACUGUGGUGUUUUGUGCGUUCGCAGGUGAUAUCAGAUUCCCAUCCACAGUCAUGUGGUGAUACGAUCUCUCUCUCACACACUCACACACAUCAUGGCGCAUCCGUACGACCCCUGGUUGCGCGCUGGGCCGCCGCAGGACGAGGUGAGCGUGUCCGGCUGGUGGGACGUGCACACUGGAGCCGCGGCUGGCUGGAUGGACCUGCAGGGGGCGGGGCUGGGGGCGGGGCCAGGGCAGGGCGGACCCAUGAGCUCCUACACAGCCGACCCUCAGAUGUGCUGCCUGCCUCCCUCCGGCUCCGCCCACUCCGGCCUGCACUUCCCCCCUGAGGGCUUCAAAAUGGAGCCGUUGCCGCAGGAUCUGCUGCCGCUCCCGCAGGCCUCGUCGUCCUACUCCUCGGAGGAGCCGCAGGACACAGCAGGGGGUUCUGCACGGCCGAAGUCGCAGCGACGCGCUGGUGGUCGGGCUCCCGGUCAGGCCUCCUGCCGCUGUCCCAACUGUCUGAGCGCCGAGUCCCUGGGAAACAGCAGCGGCAGCAGCGACGGCAAACGCAAACACCUGCACAACUGCCACAUCCCCGGCUGCGGGAAAGCCUAUGUGAAGACGUCGCACCUCAAAGCGCACCUGCGCUGGCACAGCGGCGACCGGCCUUUCGUCUGCAACUGGCUGUUCUGCGGCAAGCGCUUCACCCGCUCGGACGAGCUGCAGCGCCACCUGCAGACGCACACCGGCGCCAAGCGCUUCGGCUGCAGUUCCUGCCCGCGUGUCUUCCUGCGCGCCGACCACCUGGCCAAACACGUGCGUGUGCACGAGUCGCCCUGCCAACCUGCCGAAGAGACUCACUCGGCGACGGGAAGCAGCACCGGUGCGACGUCACUGCUCAGAGUCAAGACGGAGUCAGAGAACGGCGACGAAGACACGACGAACGCCUAAUCGACUCUGAUAAACGAGACUCAUCAUUCUGAAGGCGACUGAUAUGAACUAUAUUCACAUCUGUAAAUGACCUGUAGAAGGUGGCAUUGGCAUGUAACACGUAACAUAAUGCUUUUAUAUCUUUAGUUUUAUUUAUAUUUGUACAUUUUGUGUUUCAUUCUCUGUUGAUUAACUUAAAGAUGUUGUGUGUCGUGUGUGAGUGUUUUUGUUGCUGUAAUCUCAAGAUUUGUAGUGAAGAUAUGUCAUUAGUUUGAAUAAAUAUAAAGCAUUUUGAUAUUUUUUCAUAUAUGUCUUGUGAAAGUGCCAUAAAUACAUCAAACAAUAAACAGAUUAGACAAAAUCCAA